This is a messenger RNA of Setaria italica (foxtail millet), 1080 nucleotides long. Its product is annotated as WUSCHEL-related homeobox 3A. NCBI's taxonomy places the organism in Eukaryota, Viridiplantae, Streptophyta, Magnoliopsida, Poales, Poaceae. The coding region runs from base 114 to 776 and encodes 220 amino acids. The transcript is spliced from 2 exons. The record is from RefSeq and is a predicted model, not a curated record. Gene Ontology annotation, molecular function: DNA-binding transcription factor activity; DNA binding. Gene Ontology annotation, biological process: plant organ development.
UCAGGCAUAGCAGCUACAUAUAUAGCAGCAGCUAGCUAGCACACACCUUGAUCGAUCAAUUAUAUAUAUUCAUUAGUAGCUAGCAGCUAGGAAGAUCAAUCAAUAUAUAUCUAAUGCCUCAGACGCCGUCGACCCGUUGGUGCCCGACGCCGGAGCAGCUGAUGAUCCUGGAGGAGAUGUACCGCAGCGGCGUGAGGACGCCGAACGCGGCGGAGAUCCAGCAGAUCACGGCGCACCUCGCCUACUACGGCCGCAUCGAGGGCAAGAAUGUCUUCUACUGGUUCCAGAACCACAAGGCACGCGAGCGCCAGCGUCUCCGCCGACGCCUCUGCGCCCGCCACCAGCAGCAGACCGCCGCCGUGGCUCCUCCUCCCGGUCCCGGUCCGGCCGGCGGCAGCAGCGCCGCCGGUGUGCACCCGGCUGUGAUGCAGCUGCACCACCACCACCACCCAUACGCAACCUGCAGCUUCAUGCCGCACCACCUGGGGGGCUACUUGGGGCAGCAGCACCAGCAGCAGGCAGCCACCCUUCCAGCUGUUCCGGCAGCUGCAGGAGCUGGAGGCAAGGCUAUGCUGAGCAACCAUCAGCAGCCGGAGGAGUGGGAGACGAUGGAGCACUGCAACGCCGCCACCGCAUCCGGCGGCAGCUCCGACGAGCUGCCGCCAUGCUGCCGUCGCCCUCUGAAAACCCUGGACCUCUUCCCCACCAAGAGCACUGGCCUCAAGGACGAGUGCAGCAGCUCCAAGUCCUCCUCCUGCUCUACAUCCACCAACUAAUAAUAAUCUAAAUUAUAUAUACUCCACAUAAUUAAUUAUUAUUUAAUUAGCUUCUGAUGUCUACCUUACUUCAUCGAUCUACGAGCUAGUAGUGCUUCCAUCGAUUUGCAAGCUUAAUCGUACCGGUCAUUAUUCCAGCAUUCUUGUGUUAGUUAACGCUGGUGUAACGCUAGCUAGUAGCUAGCUGCUUCCAUUGUCAGCUUCAAGUACCUCCAUCCAUCUACCUGGGUUGUUUUAUCACAUUGCAUUGCAAUAUAUUCUAUAAUGAUCCAUUUACUCGAAGAAACAACGAGUGCCGUCUUGU